Catharus ustulatus (Swainson's thrush) is the source of this 1167-nucleotide messenger RNA. RefSeq names its product ubiquitin domain containing 2 (gene UBTD2). Lineage: Eukaryota; Metazoa; Chordata; Aves; Passeriformes; Turdidae. Bases 27 to 731 code for a protein of 234 amino acids. Gene Ontology annotation, molecular function: protein binding. The record is from RefSeq and is a predicted model, not a curated record. The transcript is spliced from 3 exons.
GGCUCGGCGGCGGGUCUGCGGGCCCCAUGGGCGGGUGUGUGGGCUCCCACCACGACUCCUCGGGCAGCCUCAACGAGAACUCGGACGGCACCGGAGUGGCUCUGGGUCGUAACCAACCCCUGAAGAAAGAGAAACCCAAAUGGAAGAGCGAUUACCCCAUGACGGACGGGCAGCUGCGCAGUAAGAGGGAUGAGUUCUGGGACACAGCCCCGGCCUUCGAGGGCAGGAAGGAAAUUUGGGAUGCCCUCAAAGCUGCUGCCCACGCCUUCGAGAGCAACGACCACGAACUGGCACAAGCAAUCAUUGAUGGUGCAAACAUAACCCUGCCCCAUGGUGCUCUCACCGAGUGCUACGAUGAACUGGGCAACCGCUACCAGCUGCCAGUGUACUGCCUGGCCCCCCCCAUCAACAUGAUCGAGGAGAAGGGAGACCUGGAGACUCUGGACAUCCCUGAGCCCCCUCCCAACUCGGGCCACGAGUGCCAGCUGCGCCUGCGCCUGUCCACGGGCAAGGACCUGAGGCUGCAGGUGCGCAGCAUGGACAGCGUGUUCCACAUGAAGCGCCGGCUGCACGCCGUGGAGGGAGUGGAGCCGGGCAGCCAGCGCUGGUUCUUCUCUGGGAGACCCCUGGCAGAUAAAAUGAAACUGGAGGAGUUGAAAAUCCCAAAGGAUUACGUGGUGCAAGUCAUCGUGAGCCAGCCCUUAGCGAAUCCCACCCCGGUGGAAAACUAAUUUUUGGGUUUUUUUUUUUCCUGUUCGUUUUGUUGGUUCUGCUCUGCUGAGUCUCUGUUGUGGGGGUUUGGUUUUGCUGCCCUCUCUUCUCUCUUCGGGGUUGUCCUGCUCCUGUGGAUGGGUUGCAAGGAAUGACCAGCAAAAAUUCUCCAUCUGUGAUGGGGAGCUGCAAAAAUGUCAAAAUGUGACCUGGCCUCUGGGGUUUGCCUGAUCUCCUACUGAGCACGACAGCAAGAGGAACAGGGCAAAGGAAAAGGAAGGGAAAAGAGGGAGGGAAGAGAUUGUUCACCUAAUACAGCUGUGGAAUCAUCCUGAAAUGAUCAGUGGUGUCCUGGUCCGUGAGGCUGGAGCAACAGAGAGCACUUUUAUUUAAAAAAAACCAACUUGAAGAGGAAUGGAUGCCUGCAGCUCCAGCACACACAGCUCCUGCAGGAAG